Molecule: messenger RNA, 674 nt
Organism: Caenorhabditis elegans
Lineage: Eukaryota; Metazoa; Nematoda; Chromadorea; Rhabditida; Rhabditidae
Gene: C43E11.9
Product: 60S ribosome subunit biogenesis protein NIP7 homolog
Exons: 3
Coding region: 1-543 (180 amino acids)
Biological process (GO): ribosome assembly
Cellular component (GO): nucleus; nucleolus
Molecular function (GO): RNA binding
Source: RefSeq, marked reviewed
AUGCGUCCACUGACAGAAGAAGAGACAUCGCUUGUAUUUGCCAAGUUGGCCUCGUUCAUCGGAGACAAUGUCUCGAUGCUCAUCGACAGAAAUGAUGGAGAUUAUUGCUUCAGAAAUCACAAGGAACGUGUCUAUUACUGUUCGGAAAAUCUGAUGCGUCAAGCCGCCUGCAUUGCCCGUGAGCCACUUCUCUCUUUUGGAACUUGCUUGGGAAAGUUCACCAAAAGCAAAAAGUUCCAUCUCCAAAUCACCGCUCUCGACUAUUUGGCGCCGUAUGCCAAGUUCAAGGUGUGGCUGAAGCCGAACGCCGAGCAGCAAUUCCUUUACGGAAACAACAUUCUCAAGUCUGGAAUCGCAAGAAUGACCGACGGAACUCCAACUCAUGCUGGAAUCGUCGUAUACUCGAUGACCGAUGUUCCAUUGGGAUUCGGAGUGUCAGCGAAAGGAACAUCAGACAGUAAGCGUGCCGAUCCAACUGCUCUCGUCGUUCUACAUCAAUGCGAUCUUGGAGAGUAUCUCAGAAAUGAGAGUCAUCUCGCUUAAUCGGAUUUUGGUCUCCAUUCAAAAAUUUUAAAUUCCACAAUUUUUCAUUUUUCAUUGUUAUUCUCUUGUUGAUGUUGUUUUUGUUGGUCUUCCUUUCAAAAUUUUUCAUUCAAUUAUAAAAAAUUCAAUCU